Messenger RNA from Brienomyrus brachyistius, 5467 nucleotides. RefSeq names its product D-glucuronyl C5-epimerase B. Gene Ontology annotation, biological process: heparan sulfate proteoglycan biosynthetic process. Lineage: Eukaryota; Metazoa; Chordata; Actinopteri; Osteoglossiformes; Mormyridae. Gene Ontology annotation, cellular component: Golgi apparatus. The record is from RefSeq and is a predicted model, not a curated record. The transcript is spliced from 5 exons. Bases 310 to 2064 code for a protein of 584 amino acids. Gene Ontology annotation, molecular function: heparosan-N-sulfate-glucuronate 5-epimerase activity.
UGCCUCGCGCUCUCUCUCGCGAUACCCGCGCGGCUCGGAGAGGAGAGGAGCCACGGCUACGAUCACAAUGUUGCGUCCCUGGUAGCCGACAGUCGCCUUUCUUCGGCGGAGCUCGGUGAAGUGUGGAGCCCAUCUGAGCCGAGGCCUCGCCCUACGGUUCGUCACACCGGUGUCUGGAAGGGACGCACCUUGUUUGGUUUACAGGUAUGAAGUGACCUAUAGAGGGAAGAGGUCGGGUGACUUCUGAUUGGCUACGAUGAGCUUCCUGUCAGAGUUCCACUGUUGAAUGGAUCUGGGUCUGCCAUAAACAUGCGUUGCCUGGCGGCUCGGGUCAACUACAAGACCCUGAUUGUGAUCUGUGCCCUAUUCACCUUGGUCACCGUCCUGCUGUGGAACAAGUGCUCCAGUGACACCACGCUUGCUGCGGUGCCCAGGCCUCCGCCAGCCAGCACCCCCAAGGGAGACCGCAGUCCCCAGCAGCCCCAGCCUCCAGAGCCCCCACCCGUUGUGGGUGGGCUCAAAUACGAGGAGAUCGACUGCCUGAUCAACGAUGACGUCACCAUCAAGGGCCGACGGGAGGGCAGCGACGUCUACCUGCCCUUCGGCUGGCUGGAGAAGUACUUCGAGGUUUACGGAAAGGUGGUGCAAUAUGACGGCUACGAUCGCUUUGAGUUCUCCCACAGCUACUCCAAGGUCUACGCCCAACGAGAGCCCUACCACCCUGACGGGGUCUUCAUGUCCUUCGAGGGCUACAACGUGGAAGUGCGCGACCGAGUCAAGUGCAUCAGUGGAAUUGAAGGUGUACCCGUGUCCACACAGUGGGGCCCUCAGGGUUACUUCUACGCCAUCCAGAUCGCUCAGUACGGCUUGAGCCACUACAGUAAGAACCUGACGGAGCGUCCGCCCCACGUGGAGCAGUAUGACGCGGCGGAGGAGCGAGACGGCCCCUCCUCGGUCUGGACGGUGUCCCGGGGCUGCUCCCUCACCCGGAGCUACGACAAGACCCGUGCCACCAUGGUGCGGCAGUUCAGCGCUCCAGAGAAUUCCGAGGGAAUCUCUCUGCCUUUGGGGAACUCGAAAGACUUCAUCAUCUCCUUCGACCUCAAGUUCACAUCCAACGGCAGCGUCUCUGUGGUACUGGAGACCACAGAGAAGAACCCCCCGUUUGUCAUCCACUAUGUAACCAGCACCCAGCUCAUCGCCUUCAAGGAUCGGGACAUCACCUACGGGCUGGGUCCACGGACAGCCUGGAGCACCGUCACCCGGGACCUGCUGACAGAUCUACGCAAGGGUGUGGGGCUCUCCAAUACCAAGGCGGUGAAAGCCACCAAGAUCCUGCCCCGCCGCGUGGUCCGGCUGGUGCUCCACGGGCGAGGCUUCAUCGACAACAUCACCAUCUCCACCACCGCCCACACUGCCGCCUUUUUUGCUGCCAGCGAUUGGCUGGUACGCAACCAGGACGAGCGCGGCGGUUGGCCCAUCAUGGUCACGCGCAAAUUGGGUGAGGGCUUCCGCCCACUAGAGCCCGGCUGGUACUCGGCCAUGGCCCAGGGCCAGGCCAUGUCCACCCUGGUGCGUGCCUACCUGCUCACCAAGGAGCCAGCGUACCUGAAUGCAGCCCUACGUGCCACCGGCCCCUACAAGCUGCCCUCGGAGCAGCACGGCGUUAAGGCCGUCUUCAUGAACAAGUAUGACUGGUACGAGGAGUAUCCCACUACACCUGGCUCCUUCGUCCUGAACGGCUUCAUCUACUCGCUGAUCGGCCUGUACGAUCUGGCCGAGACGGCCGGCGACAAGCUGGGCCGCGAGGCUGGCGUGCUCUUCAGCCGCGGCAUGGAGUCCCUGAAGGCCAUGCUGCCCCUGUACGACACGGGGUCUGGGACCGUCUAUGACCUGCGGCACUUCAUGCUGGGCUCUGCCCCCAACCUGGCCCGCUGGGACUAUCACACCACGCACAUCAAUCAGCUGCAGCUGCUGGCCUCCGUUGACAACUCGCCUAUUUUCAAGGACUUCGUCAAGCGCUGGAAGAGCUAUCUGAAGGGAGGCAGGGCCAAGCACAACUAGAGCAGCCGACCGAAGCCCGGCUCCAGGACCCAGCACACCCCCACCUGGGGCGGGGGGUAGGAGCAGGUGAGGUCAGGCAGAAACACGGCCCGCUUCAAUCUCCGGAACCGAGAAGAUGCUGACCACCAUCGCUGUCUUCGUGUGCUACCGAGGUGGCGAGUGGCUGGUCUCGUCUUCUCCAAGCUGGCAGUCAUUAACGAACUACGAACACAGCUUCAGGGAGUAUGUCUGUGUUGUGUGGAAUGGAGCAGAAAUUGUUUUCCUUACUUGACUCCUGAGCAUUAGAUACUGAUGUUUGCAGGUUGUCGAGGGGAAACUGGGUAAAUCUGCAGAGAAAUUGGAAAACCAGGUUCAGACAGAAUGGCGCUGAAGAGGGUUGGCAUCCAGCCCUGUGAUGAUCAAGCAUUUCUUCCAAUAUAGUUUAUCCAUUUUCUUUUGUGUUGUUUUUGUUGUUAAAAUUGUUUCAUCCGUCUCUGAAAUAGGUGCCCAGUAUGUUUGGGAUGCUUAAACUGUCCCAUGUAGAGAAUAAUGGUGACAGGCGUGACACAGAUCGUCGGAUACCUUCACUAAACCCAAAGACACAAGUAUAAAGAAAUUAUUUCACCUUAGGUCAGCUUAUGAAAUGUCAGAACACUUAUUGCUGAUGUCCUCAUCAGCUGAACGCUCUGCUGUUGUCAGGCCAGGGCUUGUGCCGAUGGUGGCUGCCUACUCUCUUCCCCCCUCCCCACUCAGGUAUUUCACAUGAAGGGGGUGGGACUUAGUUCUGUUGCACAAUCAAAUCGUUCAAACCCAGAUCUUCCUAAACAAUCAUCUUUGACUAGGGGAAAGAGCAUCCAUUUGUGUCUUCCCCUGUGCAAGAUAAGUCGCUAGAAUGUUGGAGCUUGUCUUGAAUUCCCCCUGAAGUCCCUCGCCCCGUCGUCACGAUCCACCUUGGCCACACCCACCCCACAUCCCUACAAGCUCCGCCCACACCCUUCGCUCUGUGGCUGUUAGUGCUGCCACUAGCAGAGGCGUGAUGGCCUGUAUGCUUGGGCGGUUGGGUGUGUCCUGCAGCUUGGGGGCCCGGCCUUCACCUGCGCAGUCCUGCACGGCUUCUCGGCAGCUGCAGGCCUUCAUGGUGCUGCUGCUCUGCGGUUCCGCAUUUAGAUUAGGACAUUAGACAACACAGCGACUCUGCUUCCUGAAAUGGAAUACCGAUCAUCUCUUGGUGUUCCCAGAGUGAGGAGAUGUGAGGAGAGGAUGAGAGCAAUUAGCUUAAAUCGGAAAAAUGCGUUGCUCUUCCCAUGGGAUCCUUUAGCUUGCGAUGCUCUAGGCUGGCAGGUGUUCCACGCAUAUCGCCAUGCGCUACGUGACAGGCCUCUCGCUUUGCACACCAGGGAAAAUAAGGGAAAACAUUAGUGUUGCAGAUGAGUGAAUCAUUGUCCUCGUACGUGUGAUGAAGGGAUGAUUUUUAGAGCUUUCUGGGGCUCCUUCAUAUAUUCCCUGCACUUUAUGCCAGUUUGUGAAAUGCUCACGUUUUAUUGGGCGUUUCUGCUCCCUUUUGUUUCGCAGAGAUACAAUGCAGAGCUCAUGUGUGAGAUUUCACAAGACAAAAUUGUGUUUUGUCUAAGUGGGCUGCUGAUGCGUGGGUGUCAUUAUGCUUUGCCAGAGCACGAUGGGAAAGUCUGCGCCUGCUUAACAAGCAUGCAGCCGGCAGGUCCUUAGUCUGCAAAGGUUUCCUGGCACAUGGAGCUGGUUUGCAGGAACAGUUAAUGACAGUCUCUCUCUCUCUCUCUCUCUCUCUCUCUCUCUCUCUCUCUCUCCUCUCUCUCUCCCCCUCUCUCUCUCUCUCUCUCUCUCUCUCUCUCUCUCUCUCUCUCUCUCUCUCUCCCUCUCUCGUCCCCGCAUAGGUUUAGCCCACAUUUGCAGCCUAAUUAAUCGUUUGGCUGUUCUACUGACACAUGCCGCAGUCCACUCCUGGAGGUACUGUUAAUUCCUGUGGUUAAUACACUUAACACAAUUAAACGCAGUCUUGCGCUGUGAUUGGUUGAAUCUGUGGAACCAAUCACGUACGUGUGAAAGGCGGUUAUCAGUGACAUCUUUUGCUAGUUCCCAACCAUCCCAUUACUUGGAUGUAGGAGUUGAGGAAGCUCGCAGUCAGUGGCUGCAUUUGUUUUAAUGUUUGACAUUCUGAGUCUGAGGCAUCUUGCACUGUAACCCCAUAAGUGGGAGUUACCUCUCACUGGGGGGGUUUCAGUUCCAGAUGAACUGUACAGUCACGAUCCACUGUACAGUGCAGAAAUGUAACAGGAACAUCAGCUCUUUCCCCCAGUUACCACCUGCCUACCUGCUGUGGUCCUCAGCCCGGGUGCCCAGCCAGACAUGGGCUGACACGUGACUCCCAGCGUCUCCCUCCGGACGUAGCCGGCGGCCGCGAUGAUGGACGCCGGAGCCUGCCACGUGCGCGGUGCUCAUGUUGAGCGUCGCCGUUUUCUCAUUCUGCACUUGCCGCAUCACCGAACUGCGAGCAGUGACUGGCUUCCAAAAGAGGGGGAUGCUGUCGUCUCUGGUUUCCACUGUACACAGGGCCCAUGCGUUGUUCAUACCAAAGUCUUUAAAGGGGUUUUUGGAAGAGCUUUCGUUGGUUUUGCAGAGACAAACGCAGCUGCAAUAUGAGUCUGGGACUGAUCUCCAUGCAGCUCUUGUUCUGUAAAUGCAGAAAUGGAGACGUCAAUUCUGAGGACGGUAAUGAGGAUUCUGAAGGCGGGCGAGUCUCUUUCCUUCAGAAGAAUAGAAGCAAAGCGGCCAUUCUGAGUUUUAAUUGUUCAGAUUCAGUUUCUAUAGUGUAGUGCUUGAAAUGCAAUGAGCAGGAAAAGAUAUAUUUUUUGCAGUCAAGGGGAUGCGUGCAACUGUACAGCUAACGUUAGAAAUCAGUGAUGUUAGAAAAGGAAAAGCCGGAAAUCUCAGUGAGUCGCUUUUUCCUUAAAUUAUGAAAUUAUUUGCUUAGGACAAGCUGUUUGUUGGAGUUAAGAGCACAAAAGCACAACUGUAGUGUCAUUGGUUAAUUUAUCCUUUUCAUUGUGUGCAUUAUUUCCCUGGACGAUGUGCAAGGCCUUCGCUUGAAAGCUGCUAUUGUUAUUCAUGGUGUAAUUGACAAUUGUGUGGUACUAGUUACCCUCCCCUCCCACUAUCCUGUAAUCGGACAUGUGCAUCUCCAGUCACAUGUGACAUAUGCAAUAACGUGUUUACUGUGUUUCCUGUUGCCAGGGACAUCCAGAGAGGUUGUAUAGACUUUCAAUUGAAGCACAAUGUGCACAUGCUACCAUUUUUUUAAUGCAGAAAGUGUUUAUAUAAAAAAUAGUCAAUCUUUGUGCUCAGAAUUGCUUUUUAAAGUUGUAAAAUAAAGGCAUUUUUUCUUACACAA